UUGGGACUGGGACAACUUCAGAAGUCAGUGGUGUGACUGAGGGGUGCGGUCGUAUUUGAAUGCAACUUUUCAUUUGCGUUACACUAGCGCAGUUUCGUACGUACGUUCAGUACUACUCAGGGCUAUAACAGAUGACAACCCUAAAUACUGGAAAACUUAACACGGCUAAAAAGUAUUCUUGAUGCUUUUAUCAGUGCCGACUCGUUUUAGCGCGAGGAAGCACUCAAAUCGUGCGUAAAAGCAUGCCUCAGGGUCCAAUGGAUUACAGCAAAACGAUGGCUCCACCGGUUCCGCCGCAUAAACCCAAAGUGACCAGGCUGGGAGAAACUCAGGAGCGGAUUCUCAAGUGUGUUCUUUUGGGCGAUGGAGCGGUGGGGAAAACAAGCCUGGUUGUCAGCUACACUACCAAUGGCUACCCAACAAAAUACGUCCCGACUGCAUUCGAUGACUUCUCAGCGGUCGUGCAGGUGGACGGGAGCCCGGUUCGGCUACAGCUGUGUGACACCGCUGGACAGGACGAGUUCGAUAAGCUGAGGCACUUCUGCUACCCGCGGGCCGACGCCCUUCUGCUGUGCUUCAGCGUGGUGAGCCCCGCCUCCUUCCAGAACGUGUGGGAGAAGUGGGUGCCCGAGAUCCGCCGGCGGUGCCCGCUCACCCCCGUGCUGCUGGUGGGCACGCAGUGCGACCUGCGCCAGGACGUCAAGGUGCUGAUCGAGCUGGCGCGCCGCAGGGAGCGGCCCGUGCCGGAGGCCGACGCCCGCGCCCUGGCGGACAAGGUGGGCGCCGUCACCUACGUGGAGUGCUCCGCCCUGACGCAGAAGAACCUGAAGGAGGUGUUCGACGCCGCCAUCGCCGUGGGCCUGCGCCACGCCGACAGGCGCGACCGCAGGGAGCGGAAGGUCCGCAGCACGGCCGACAAGAUGAAGAUGCUCUCCAAGUCCUGGUGGAAGAAGUACGUCUGCGUACAGUGACCCACAGACACUGCAGUAGGGUGGGGUAGUGUGUGGGGCAGGGGGACUUUUAUUCUGAAACGAGGACUCUUAAUCUUGAGCCGGAGACGGAGAAUGUCAGAUAUGACUGGGAUGGCCUACCGUGAACACUGUAAAAGUGGAUAGGAUUGCUCAGAGGAGCUUGGCCUGUACGACUACCUAUUAGAUCUUCAAGUGGAAGGGCAUUCAUUCUUCUCAGUGUUCCAAAGAGGUGAACGAGCAGCAAGGGCUGUAUGUUGCUGGUCUCUAUGAGCUGGAAACUGGGACAUUGAGAUUCUGUUUUCAGGCUGUGAUCAACUGACUCUAAAACAAAGCCAUGAUAUUUAAAGCGAAAUAAUUAUUCUUUCAUGUAAAUGAUGCGGAUAUAUCGUAUUCUUUUUUCUUUUUUUUUUGUUGGCGGGGGGGGGGGGGGGAUGCUGGGCAAGGUAAAAUUGUCAUGUUGUAUCUGUUCAGUGGAUCACAGAACAUACAUGCACAUCCAAAACUGUAGACAGCGGACUGAAUAAAAAAGGAAGAGUCCACACACUGCGUAUGCUCCCCAGUGCCAUACAUUUCAACCGGAAAGUACUUCCUUUGUAUUUGUUCCAAAAUGUUGGUAUGCUGAUUUUUUUUUUCCAGAUCCUGUUCUGUUUACUGUAUUUAUUAUGUCUUGUUUUUUUUCCUUUUUCUGUCUGUACGCUUUGUUUUUCGUCAUCAUCUCUUUCUCAGUCCCGGGGAUUUCCAUCCCCUCUCGGGCUGUGAAGGCGGUUUUUUUACGCGGAGACUGCAGAGAUAAGAGCAUGCUGAGAUUUCAGGUUUCUUCCAGCUGUGAUGUUUUCUUCCAAGUUUUACACUUCAUAGCCCUGUCAUCAGUACUCAUUAUGUCAUGUCAAGUCUCCCUGUCGGUUCAUCACUCCAUGUUGCACCAUGCAGAUUUAAUUUAACCUCAACUAAGGAACCCCUUUGUCCGGUUCAACCUUGACGUCCAGUUGUUCAAAAUGGCCGACAGUGUUUUACAGGUGAUCUAAUCAUCACCUUGAUUUAAAUGAUCAAUGAAUGUGUUCAGGCUUCACUAAUGAGUGGUGCAAAAAGGCUGAAUUGACCAGGAUUAACUCCUAAUUUAGCAUUUUGCCUAGAUUAUUAGACUAUUAGAUUCACUGUUAAAAAAAAAGCGUGCUUGAACAGCCAAACAAAAUGGAUUCUAUUGCUUCUCAUUCUUCAGAAGCUAGCCUGCUCUAUCUCUUUGUGUUUUAAUCAAAUGAGGGUAUUGCAAUAAACUGUACAGCCACUGAUCAAACAAGUGAAUAAAUAUGUGAAAGAUUAA
Anguilla rostrata (American eel) is the source of this 2292-nucleotide messenger RNA. RefSeq names its product ras homolog family member Ub (gene rhoub). Gene Ontology annotation, molecular function: protein kinase binding; GTP binding; GTPase activity. NCBI's taxonomy places the organism in Eukaryota, Metazoa, Chordata, Actinopteri, Anguilliformes, Anguillidae. The transcript is spliced from 3 exons. The coding region runs from base 243 to 971 and encodes 242 amino acids. The record is from RefSeq and is a predicted model, not a curated record. Gene Ontology annotation, biological process: establishment or maintenance of cell polarity; Cdc42 protein signal transduction; endocytosis.